Hypomesus transpacificus is the source of this 5948-nucleotide messenger RNA. RefSeq names its product intersectin-2-like. Gene Ontology annotation, biological process: positive regulation of Rho protein signal transduction; intracellular signal transduction. Gene Ontology annotation, molecular function: protein binding; guanyl-nucleotide exchange factor activity; calcium ion binding. The transcript has 40 exons. The record is from RefSeq and is a predicted model, not a curated record. NCBI's taxonomy places the organism in Eukaryota, Metazoa, Chordata, Actinopteri, Osmeriformes, Osmeridae. The coding region runs from base 679 to 5865 and encodes 1728 amino acids.
GGUUGGCCAACAUCUCAUGGUCAUGUUUUUGUUUGAUCUCGAUUCAAGUCAUUUCAAUGUUGUAUUAUAAGCCAUAUUGUCCUUCAGUAAUUUUAUAGCAAAGUUGGCCGACUUCAGAGGCACCUGACGCACGCGUCGUUUACUUCCCUUCAAGAUGGCAAUCUUGGCCUGGUGUCUUAGUUUACGCUAAAAUAGCCCAACGAUAAGAUCGUUAUUUUUUUUAAAUACAGGAAUGUUUAUCCAUAUUUUGAGCUUUUAAUUGUGACAGUCGUUUCAUGGAUAUAGUCUGCAGAGCCCAAAACAAACUGGCGCCUAGCCUGGCGUGGUGAUUAACGCCUAUUUCCCUUUUCCCCACGCCCCGCUACGUUUUGGUCCGCCUCAUCGAGAGAGGGAGAGUGAGGAACGUCAGCCUUGUCCUAUUGGGACUGUAUGAACCUGAUCAACCUCUUUACCGCAACAGGUUAUGUCUACGUGUGGUUUAAUGGGAUAUAAAACAUGUUGGAUAGCCAAAUUGAGUCUUGAAGGUGAAUUACUGCAACAUGGACGAUGUCUGAGAGCUAGCCAGCCGAGGAGCCGAGCUCCCCCUGCCCCUGCCCCUCACCUGCAGCCAUGAAUGGUCACUGAAGUUUGGAAAUUGAGAAUACCACUCUCGAACCGGAAUCGUCGGUAAAGAAACUGAUGGGUGCUGUCAGUAUGUGGGCCAUCACUUCAGAGGAGAGAGGGAAACAUGAUAAACAGUUUGACUCCCUCACACCCAUCCUUGGCUAUGUGUCAGGAGAGCAGGCAAGGAAGUUCUUCCUCCAGUCUGGCCUCCCUGCUUCUGUCCUGGCUGAGAUCUGGGCUCUGGCCGACAUGGACAGUGAUGGGAGGAUGGACAGACUGGAGUUCUCCAUCGCCAUGAAGCUCAUCAAGUUAAAAUUGCAGGGGCGCAGCCUCCCUCCCGCUCUGCCAAUCAUCAUGAAGCAGCCACCCAUCUCCAAUCCAACCUCCAUGAUGACAUCAUCAGUCCGCUUCGGCAUGGGCUCCAUGCCAAACCUGUCUAUCGGCAUGCCAAUGAUGCCAACAAUGCCAGCCAUGUCCAUCCUAACACCCAUGCCUGUCAACCCCUCCAUGCCCUCUGUGCCCCCCCUGGUACCACCAGGUACAACGCUGCCCCUGAUACCACUCGGCACCACAGGACUGCCCAACGGCAAUGCCAACCUCUUCACCUCCUCGGCACUCUCCACCGCAGCAGCUCCCCCUCUCUCUAGCUUCUCCUCCCCGAUGGCCUUCUCUCCAUCCACAGGAAUGUCCAAAGCCAACUCCCUCCUAGACCUGGGCUCCAGCAGCUCUAACUCGUCCUCCACCACCUCUCUGGCCAGCAACUCCCCUAAGACUGGCUCGUGUGAUUGGGCGGUGCCCCAGGCCUCGCGUCUCAAGUACCGUCAGCAGUUCAACGGGCUGGACAAGCUCAUGAGUGGCUACCUCUCAGGGCCUCAGGUUAGGAAUGCUUUGACAGCCUCCCACCUGACCCAGACCCAGCUAGCUACCAUCUGGACCCUGGCUGAUGUGGAUAAGGAUGGCCAGUUGAGAGCUGAGGAGUUUAUUCUGGCCAUGCACCUGGUAGACAUGGCCAAGACAGGACAUCCUCUGCCUCUCACCCUGCCUGCAGAUCUGAUACCCCCCUCUCUCAGAGGAGGCAGGUCCACUGAGCUAGUGAAUGGAACUGUGCCCUACAUCUCCACUGGACUUAUAGAUGGAACUGAGCCUUCGGAGAGCACUCAGAGGCCCAAGAGCAAUGUGUCGUUUGAGGACAAGCUGAAGGAGAACUUUGUACGGGGCAGCGCAGAGCUGGAGAAACGCAGACUGGCUUUAGAGGGACAGCAGAGGAAAGACAGAGAGAGGAGAGAGAAGGAGAGGAAGGAGGCGCAGGAGAGGAAGGAGAGAGAGGCGCGGGAGCAGGAGAAUAGAAGGCGCAUGGAGGAGGAGAGGAGGAUGGAGAGACAGAGGGAGAUGGAGAGACAGAGGGACGAGGAGAGACUCAGAGAGCUGGAAAGGAAGGAGGAGCUGGAACGCCAGCAGAGAGUGGAGUGGGAGCGAGGGAAGAAGGAAGAGCUGGGAAAGAAGAAGGAAAGAGAGCUGGAGGAGAUUCUGAAGCUCCGGGCCAAGAAGAAGAGUCUGGAGAUGGAGCUGGAGGCUGUGGGCAGCAAGCACAAGCAGAUCUCCGACUGUCUCCGUGACGCCCAGAGCAAGAGGCGUAUCCAGAAGGCAGAGCUGGACCUCGUCAAUCAGAAGAGAGACGGGAGGAUCUCUGAGAUCAACACCCUCCAACUGCAGUUUGAGGACUGCCAGAGGAAGCUCUCCCAGCUAGUGCCAGAGCAGCAGAAGCUUAAUGAGACACUGCGCAACAUAAACCUCAACAACCUUCCCUUGGAGACACUGAGUUCUGUGAGCGGGGGCAUGGCGGAGAAGGGCGUGGCCUGCAGGAGGCUGAAGGACCAGCUGGAUACCUUGGAGAGAGAGACCACCAGCAAGCUAGCCCUGAUGGACCAGUACAACAAGGAGAUCACGGAGCUGAGGGAGAAGCAGGGGAGGCAGCAGGCUGUGCUGGAAGAUCUCUACAGAGUCAAGGAGCUCAAACUGAGAGAGCUGGAGAAGCGUCGGGUCGAAGAGAAGGAGAGGAAGAGGAGGGAGGAAGAGGAGGCUGCCAGACUGGCCAAGCUGGAGCAGGAACAAAGGGAGCAGGACCGGAAGGAGGAAGAGAGGAAGGAGCAGGAGAGGAGAGAACAGGAGAGGAGAGAGCAGGAGCGGAGAGAGCAGGAGCGGAGAGAGCAGGAGCGGAGAGAGCAGGAGAGGAGAGAGCAGGAGCGGAGACAGAGGGAGGAGGAGGAGGAGGCCCGUCAGAGGAGACUGGAGGAGGAGCAGAGGGCCAAGCAGAGGGAGGAGGAGGAGAGAGAGGCGCAGGCCCGUCUGCGGGCCACCCAGGAGCAAGCCCAGGAGGAGGAGAGGAGGAGGAGGAGGAAAGACGACGAGGAAGAGAGGAGGAGGGCCGUGCAGCUGGAGACAGGAGGAGCCCACCCCUUGAUGAGUGCCCAGAGGUCGUCGACCCUGGUGACCUACCGUGCUCUGUACCCCUUCCCGGCCCGCAAUGCUGCCGAGCUCAGUCUGGAGGCAGACUGUCUGAUAGAGGUGGACCAGGAGACUACUGGAGAGCCAGGCUGGCUGUGUGGAAGUUACCAUGGGAACAGGGGCUGGUUUCCUGAGAGCUAUGCCGAGAAAUGCCCUGCCCCCGAAACAGCCCCUGCCCCUGGAUUGGCCCUCCUACCCCCCACCUGCCCCCCUCCACCACCCAUAUUGGGAAUACCAGCCCAGGAGGCAACAGUUGCAGGGCCAAACUCCUCCCCAAGCCCAGGCCCCUCCCCCUCAGACUCCUCACAGUCCCCUGCUCCCCUCCUGGCCAGGGCUCUCUCCUCCUGGUCGGCCUCCUCAGACACCCAGCUCAACCUCACCUCCAGUGACGUCAUCACCACGCUGCUGAGCUUCUCCCAGGAUGACGUCAUCAGCGUGCUGCAGAAGAGGGAGGACUGGUGGCUGGGGCAGCUCAACGGGACCCAGGGCUGGUUUCCCAAACACUAUGUCACCGUGGAGACGGGCAACAGCAGCACAGAACACAUAUACUCCAGCGUGGAUGAGUUGGAUUCCUCAGACAGCCAGCUGGAGGAGUACGUGGCCCUGUACACCUAUGAGAGCCCCGAGGCGGGAGACUUGACGUUUGUUGAGGGGGACGUCGUCAUGGUUACGGAGCGUGAGGGCGAGUGGUGGCGUGGGUGUAUAGGAGAUAAAACAGGGGUGUUUCCCUCCAACUAUGUCAAGCCUAUGGAACCAGAGGUAACAAGACCUGGGGGUCCAACCAAGAAGCCUGAGAUUGCCCAAACCGUCACAACUGCUGUUGCCCUGACAACUGAGCAGCUGAGUCUGUCACCAGGACAACUAAUCGUAGUCCUGGCCAAGAACUCCUCCGGCUGGUGGCUGGGGGAAUUGCAGGCCAGAGGUAAGAAGCGUCAAAGGGGCUGGUUCCAUUCCUCCCAUGUCAAGCUCCUAGGUCCUACCAGCGGCAAGUCGACACCUGCACCCGUACCAGUGUGCCAGGUCAUCGCCAUGUACGACUACACCGCAGCCAAUCAGGACGAGAUGAGCUUCUCCAAGGGUCAGCUGAUCAGCGUGCUGGACAAAAACAACCCGGACUGGUGGAGGGGAGAGGUCAACGGGGUUACGGGCCUGCUGCCCACCAAUUACAUCACGAUGACCACAGAGUGCGACCCCAGCCAACAAUGUGCAGCUGAGUCCGAGAUCAUGCGAGAGUGUGGAGAUAUCCAGAGGUGUGCUGACCUGAUGACCCUGGACACCAUGACCCCCCAGGAGAGGAAGAGGCAGGGCUACAUCCAUGAGCUCAUUCAGACUGAGGAGACCUACCUGGAGGACCUGGAGCUGGUGCUGGAGGUCUUCCACAGACCCAUGUCUGAGUCUGGCCGUCUCACAGAAGCUGAGAUGGGGGUUAUCUUCGUCAACUGGAGAGAGCUGAUUAUGUGUAACACCAAACUGCUCAAGGCGCUGCGCGUGCGGAAGAAGAUGGGAGGGGAGAACAUGCCGGUGCAGGUGAUAGGUGACCUGCUGGCCUCUGUGCUGGCCCACAUGCAGCCCUACAUCCGCUUCUGCUCUUGCCAGCUCAACGCUGCCGCCCUGCUGCAGGACAAGACCAACAACCACCAAGACUUCAAGGACUUCCUCAAGAAAAUCGCCACUAACUACCGCUGUAAAGGAAUGCCCCUGUCUAGCUUCCUCCUCAAGCCCAUGCAGAGAAUCACCCGCUACCCCCUACUCAUCAAGAAUAUCCUGGAGCACACUGCAGAGGCCCAUGUGGACCGGGGGCCCCUGAGGGAGGCUCUGGAGCGAGCGGAGGAGCUGUGUUCUCAGGUCAACGAGGGCGUCAGGGAGAAGGAGAACUCUGACAGGCUGGAGUGGAUCCAGUCUCACAUCCAGUCGGACGGCCUCAUAGAGCACCUGGUCUUCAAUUCCCUGACCAACUGCCUGGGGCCUCGGAAGCUACUGCACAGCGGGCGUCUCCACAAGACUAAGAGCAGCAGGGAGCUGUGGGCCUUCCUCUUCAACGACUUCCUGCUCCUCACAAACACCGCCAAGCAGUUCAGCUCCUCCUCCUCCGACAAGCUCUUCAGCCCCAAGUCCAGCAUGCAGCUCAAGAUGUACAAGACGCCGUUGUUUCUGAACGAGGUUCUGGUGAAGAUGCCAUCGGACCCGUCCAGCGAUGAACCGCUGUUCCACAUCUCGCAUAUCGACCGCGUGUACACACUCAAGACCGAGACCAUCAAUGAGCGGACAACGUGGGUCCAGAGGAUCAAAGCUGCUUCUGAGCUUUUUAUCGAGACUGAGAAGAAAAAGAGAGAAAAGGCAUAUCAGGCUCGCUCUCUCAAGUCCAGUGGGAUCGGCCGCUUGCUGGUGACCGUCAUAGAGGCCCAAGAGCUCAAGGCCUGCAAGCCCAACGGUAAGAGUAACCCGUACUGUGAGCUGACCAUGGGGGCCCAGUGCUACACAUCACGGCCACUCAGCGACACCCUUAACCCCAAGUGGAACUUCAACUGUCAGUUCUUCAUCAAGGACCUGUACCAGGACGUCUUGUGCAUCACUGUGUUUGAGAGGGACCAGUUUUCCCCUGAUGACUUCCUGGGCCGGACAGAGGUUCCCGUGGCGACCAUAAAGAAGGAUAUGGAAAGUAAAGGUGCAGCAAACCGUCGUCUCCUGCUGCAUGAAGUUCCCACGGGAGAGGUGUGGGUCAAACUAGAUCUCCAACUCUACGAACAGACCAAAUAGAGGACACUAACAUUUGUCCAGCUCUACAAACACAACAAAGAGUGAUGCAAUCCCAGUAAUGUCAUGAAAAGCUGGGGUCUUUU